AUGUCUGGGCGAGAGCGUAGAGUCCUCGAGACCCUUUUGUAUGCCAUUCCUUUCGUUCUUGCCCAGAAUUUAGUACCUGCCAUUGUGGUCCUGAGAACGGAGAAGAACUCAGUUCUCAGGUACUUGUGGGUUUUCUGGUCCGUCUUUGUUUUCUAUCAAUGGCUUCAAAUCCCGAUAUCGCACGGUGAGAGUGGCGCAUACAUCACCAAGGUGGGAGUCCAGCUUUUUACGGUGAUCCUCCAGGGCUUCAAUCUUAUCUUGAUCAACCCGCUGGACAAGAACGAGCUUCUUCAGACAAAGAUUAUCGAUCCAAGAGAUGAUUUCCAGCGAAAGACGUACAAAGUUGCUCGUCUGUUUACGUAUUUGCGGGGCGUGCGAACACCAUGGCAGGUGAAAGGGAUCCCAUCGCACCCGGGAUACCUCAUACAACAACCGAAAGUCCCAAUCUCUCGCAGUGCAUUCUUGAUAAGACAGGCUGCUAUCGUGGCAUGGCUGUACUUAUACUUGAAUUGCGCAAACUCUCUAGCCGAUGGAAACCCAUCACCACUGUCAAAGCCCAUUUAUGGCCUAGGAUACCUCCGCGUUUCCAGGGAGGAAUGGCGAACUCGAAUUAUGACCUCGCUGAUGUUCUGGUUUGCGUUCUUGCGGGCAGCUGUGGAUAUUGACUAUCGCACCGCGUCUAUUUUGAGUGUUGGCAUGGGCCUGGACGCUCCGGAGGACUGGCCACCGCUCUUUGGUCGUGCAAAACAAGCCUACACUCUCCGUAAUUUCUGGGGUACAUAUUGGCACCAGAUGUUCCGAUGGCCGUUCACUGCGACGAGCAACUACCUGGCCCGGGAGCUUAUGGCUCUCCCUAGGCCGUCGUUGCUCGAACGGUAUACCAACAUCUUCUUUGUCUUUCUCGUUUCAGGCGUGAUGCAUGUCAUGGCCGACCUAUUCAUGGGCAUUUCUGUCAGCCAGUCGACUUCUCUUCUCUUUUUCUGCUCCAUGACGUUAGGAUUUAUGAUCGAAGAUGCGGUUCAGGCAGCUUGGACUCGCCUCACUGACAGUCAUCAUCCCGGGAGAGCAUCCACCGUCGACAGUGAUGGAUGUGCUGUGCCUUGCUGGCAUAAGCUUGUGGGGCUCAUCUGGGUGUGUGGCUGGCUUAGUCUCACGACUCCGGUCUGGCUGUACUCUUUGCAGAUGUCGAAAGACAAGAGCUCGUUCCUUGUCAAUAUUCCAGAGCUUGUUGGUACAAGCACAGCUAUUGCUAUGACUGCUGGCGGAGGUCUUUUGGUAACAUAUGUUUUUCGCGGAGAGCUUUAG
Aspergillus lentulus is the source of this 1305-nucleotide messenger RNA. RefSeq names its product acetyltransferase spyB. Gene Ontology annotation, biological process: lipid metabolic process. The record is from RefSeq and is a predicted model, not a curated record. NCBI's taxonomy places the organism in Eukaryota, Fungi, Ascomycota, Eurotiomycetes, Eurotiales, Aspergillaceae.